AUGGAAAAACUUCGAAGGAAGGAGGAGAGGAAGGUUGGGCGGAGAAUCGCGCAGGGGCAGGGCGAGCCGUUGCUCGAGUGGCUCGCCAACUCCGGCGUGGGUUUCGCGGCGCUCUGCGAGGGGGACUGGGAGGCGGCAGCGAACCAGCCGAGCACCGAGGACGAUAUCUGGGCGGGUCUGUACGGUCUCGGCGGCGGCGGCGGCGGCGGGAAAAAGGCUCUGCCCGCGGGGACCACGCGCAAGGUGCACAAGGGGUACGAGGAGGUUCACGUGCCCGCGGGUGAGCGCGCGCCGGUCGGUGAGCACGAGCGAUUCGUUCCAAUCGAGGAGCUCGAUGACUGGGCGCAACCCGCCUUUGCCGGAAUGAAAUCUCUGAACCGUAUCCAAAGCCGGAUCUACGAGGCAGCAUAUCACUCGAACGAGAACCUGCUGGUGUGUGCACCGACUGGAGCGGGCAAGACCAACAUCGCGAUGAUGACCGUACUUCACGAGAUCGGUCAGCACAUCGAGUACGGCGAGUUGGCUUACGGAGCGGACUUUAAGAUUGUCUACGUUGCGCCGAUGAAGGCGCUGGCCGCUGAGGUGACCGGAGCAUUCAGUAGAAGGCUGGAGCCGCUUGGUAUUCAGGUCAGGGAGCUCACGGGAGACACGCAGCUGACAAAGAAGGAGAUGGAGGAGACGCACAUGAUCGUGACGACGCCGGAGAAGUGGGAUGUUAUCACCCGGAAGGGUGGGGAGGUCAGCGUUGCGUCCUCACUGCGACUGCUCAUCAUUGACGAGGUGCACCUGCUGAAUGACGAGCGUGGCCCGGUGAUCGAGACGCUCGUGGCGCGCACACAUAGACAGGUGGAGACCACGCAGAGCAUGAUCCGAAUCGUCGGACUCUCCGCCACCCUACCGAACCCCGCGGACGUUGCCAAGUUCCUCGGCGUCUCUGACGCCGGCCUCUUUGUCUUUGAUCAGAGCUUCCGGCCGAUCCCGCUGACGCAGAUGUUCGUGGGCGUGACCGAGGGUAACGCGAUGAAACGGCAGAUGUUGAUGGCGCAGAUCGCGUACGAUAAGUGCACAGCCGCGCUGAGGAGCGGUAAGCAGGCUAUGGUCUUCGUGCACAGCCGCAAGGACACGGUCAAGACGGCAAAACAGCUCGGUGAAAUCGCUGCCAACGACCAGACGCAGGGCGGGCUCGAGCUGUUCGCCCCCGAGAACCACCCGGACUUCACCACCUGGAAGAAGGAGGUGGAGCGGAGCAGGAACAACGAGCUGAAGGAGCUCUUCCACCGCGGGUUCGGCUGCCACAACGCGGGCAUGCUUCGAUCGGACAGGACACUGGUGGAGCGUCUGUUUUCGGCGGGCGUGGUGAAAGUUUUGUGCUGCACUGCCACCCUCGCGUGGGGCGUCAACCUGCCGGCGCACACCGUAGUGAUCAAGGGCACGACACUGUACGAUCCGUCGAAAGGUGGGUUCAGGGACCUGGGCGUCCUCGACGUUCAGCAGAUCUUCGGUCGCGCUGGCAGGCCUGGGUUUGAUACAAGCGGCGAGGGCGUCAUCAUCACCGAGCACAAAAAACUUGCGCAUUACCUCGCGCUUCUAACGCACUCGACGCCGAUCGAGUCGCAGUUUAUUUCGUGUCUGGCGGAUAAUCUCAACGCGGAACUCGUGUUGGGCACGGUUUGCAGCGUGAAAGAGGGCGCGCAGUGGCUGGGUUACUCGUAUUUACACACACGCAUGGAGAAGAACCCUCUGGCUUACGGGUUGACCUGGGAUGACGUGAAUCUGGACCCGGGCCUGGUUCGGCACAGGCGCAAGCUGGUGACGGAGGCUGCGAGGACACUGCACCGCGCGAAGAUGGUGCGGUUCGACGAGAAGAGCGGGUUCAUAUACCAGACGGAGGCUGGUCGCAUUGCGUCGCACUUUUACAUCAAGCAGGCUUCGAUGGAAUUGUUCGACGAGCACCUGCAGCGGCACAUGUCCAUGCCAGAGGUGUUUCACAUGGUGGCUCAGGCGACGGAGUUCGAGAACAUCGCGCCCAGGGAGGACGAGAUGCCGGAGCUCGAGGCACUCAGGCGAAACAGGAAGGGGGCGUGCCCGCUGGAGAUCAAGGCGACGCUUGCGGACAGGGCGGGCAAGGUGAAUCUGCUGAUGCAGGUGUACAUCUCGAGGGCCCGAAUGGAGGCGUUCUCGCUCGUCGCGGACAGCUCCUACAUCUCCCAGAACGCGUCGCGAAUUUGCCGCGCGCUAUUCGAGCUGUGCCUUCGCCGGGGCUGGCCAUCCUUAGCCGAAGAGCUGCUGACGCUGUCCAAGGCUGUGGACCUUCGAAUCUGGCCGCACCAACACGCACUGAGACAGUUUGAGCAGACGCUCUCGCCAGAGACGCUCUAUAAGCUCGAGGAGAGGCAGGCGACGGUGGAGCGACUGUUCGACAUGAGCGCGCAGGAGAUUGGUAGCAUGCUCAGGCUCAACACGGCCGUCGGCCAGAAGGUCCGGGGAUGCCUGGAGUCCCUGCCACACCUCACGAUGGAGGCAACGGUUCAGCCGAUCACUCGCAGCGUUCUGCGGGUCACUGUCGCGCUCACCCCCGAGUUCAAAUGGAGGGACGCAGUGCACGGGGGGCUUCAACGUUGGCUCGUGUGGGUUGAGGAUCCCGUCAACGAGCACAUAUACCACAACGAGACGUUCAUGCUCAGCAAGAAGCUACACGGCGAGGGGAAGCAACACCUGGCGUUCACCAUCCCGAUCUUUGAGCCGGUUCCCCCACAGUAUUUCCUUCGCGCGACUUCGGAGUCCUGGCUUGGGUGCGAGACGUUUCUGGAGCUGAACUUCAAUGAACUGGUGUUACCCGAUAGGGGACCCGCGCACACGGAGCUGCUUGACCUGCCCCCAGUGCCCAGGCAGGCGCUGUAUCCACCCGAGAACCCAGAGCUCGGCAGAAAGGAAUUCUUUGACCUCUACGAGGGCAAGUUCGAGUUUUUCAACAAGGUACAGACGCAGGCGUUCAACACACUGUUCCAUUCCGAAUCUAACGUGCUGCUCGGCGCGCCCACGGGUUCCGGUAAGACGAUCAGCGCGGAGCUCGCGAUGAUGGCGGCGUUCAGGGACCACCCAGGAGGUAAGAUUAUCUACAUAGCACCGCUCAAGGCGCUAGUCAGGGAGCGUAUCGAGGACUGGAAAGGGAAGCUGUGCAAGGUUCUCAACAAAAAGCUCGUGGAGCUGACGGGCGACUACACGCCGGACAUACGCGCGCUUCAGGGCGCAGACAUCAUCGUGUGCACCCCGGAGAAGUGGGACGGCAUCUCGCGUCAGUGGCAGGCCAGGUCGUACGUCACCAAGGUUUCGUUGGUGGUGAUUGAUGAGAUCCACCUGCUCGGCGCCGACCGCGGGCCGAUCCUCGAGGUGAUCGUGAGCCGCAUGAGAUUCAUAUCCACCCGCACCGAGCGACCGGUACGAAUCGUCGGCCUUUCCACGGCGCUGGCCAACGCGAACGAUCUCGCAGACUGGCUCGGCAUUGAGAAGCAGGAGGGACCAAAGAGCGGCCUCUUCAACUUCAAGCCGUCGGUGCGACCGGUGCCGCUGGAGUGUCACAUACAGGGUUACCCCGGAAAGUUCUACUGCCCGCGGAUGAUGACUAUGAACAAGCCAACGUACGCCGCGAUCCGCACGCACUCUCCGGAGAAACCCGCCCUCGUGUUCGUGUCGUCCAGGCGGCAAACCAGGCUGACCGCCAUUGACCUUAUAGCGUAUGCCGCCGCGGAUGAGCGACCAGACACCUUCGUGCACAUGGACCCAUACGAGAUGGAGAUGCACUUGGCGAAGGUAAAAUCACCCGAGCUGCGGCAUACGCUUCAGUUCGGCGUCGGGCUGCAUCACGCGGGCCUGGCCCCCGAGGACAGAGCACUCUGCGAGGAGCUCUUCCUCAAGUGCAAGAUCCAGGUGCUCGUUUGCACGUCGACUCUUGCGUGGGGGGUGAACCUGCCUGCGCACCUCGUCGUGAUCAAGGGUACCGAGUUUUACGACGGCAAGACCCGCCGAUACGUGGACUUUCCAAUCACAGACGUGCUUCAGAUGAUGGGCCGCGCCGGCAGGCCCCAGUUCGACACCAGCGCCGUCGCAGUGAUCAUGGUGCAUGAGCCAAAGAAAGCGUUUUACAAGAAGUUCUUGUACGAGCCCUUUCCCGUGGAAUCAUCCCUCGCAGAUCAGCUCCCGGACCACUUCAACGCCGAGGUGGUCGCGGGCACUAUUCGCUCCAAGCAAGACGCGGUGGACUACCUGACGUGGACCUAUUUUUUCCGCAGGCUCGUCAAGAACCCGUCCUAUUACGACUUGGAGAGCGUGGAGCACGACGCUCUGAACGCGUUUUUAUCGCGGCUGGUGGAGAACGCGCUCGCGCAACUGGAGGAUGCGCAGUGUCUCACGAUCGGCGAGGACGACAGCCUGGAGCCCGCGACGAUGGGGCGCAUCGCGAGCUUUUACUACCUUCAGCACCCCUCCGUCGCGCUGUUCGCAUCCAGUCUGGGCCCGGAUACCUCCCUGGAGCAGCUUCUGGGCAUCCUCUGCGGCGUGGCAGAGUACGACGAGCUCCCCGUGCGUCACAACGAGGACAAGGUGAACGCCGAGCUGGCUCGGCAGGUUGAGGACGCGGGCGGGUUCAAGGUGGACGCUCGGCUUGCGGACGAUCCCCACACAAAGGCUAAUUUGCUGUUCCAGGCGCACUUCCUUCGGUUGCAGCUGCCGAUGAGCGACUACGUCACCGACGCAAAGGGUGUGCUGGAUCAGGCGGUGAGGAUCCUUCAGGCGAUAAUCGACGUGUGCGCCGAGUCCGGCUGGCUCGCGACGUGCCUGCACGCGAUGAAUUUGAUGCAGAUGGUCAUGCAGGGACGGUUCAUAACCGAUCCCAGCUGUAUGUCGGUGCCUGGCGUGGACGAACAAAAAGCCGCGUCGCUGUCUGGGUCGGGAUACGAAGCCCUGCCGCAGCUCGUGGACGCGUGCGUCAACAAGGAGGCCGCCGCGAGGAAGGCGCUCACAAACGCUGGUUUGAAGCAGAGGCAGGUGGACGAGGCUGUGAAUCACUGCCAACGAAUGCCUCUCAUCGACAUCGACGUGAAGCUGUCCAAAGACGGUACCGAGGUUGAGGUCAAUCUGCGCCGCACGUCAAAGUCUGCGGGCGGGGGAGGCAAAGGAGGCGGCCGGGGUUCCGCGCCCCGAGCGAUACUGCCGAGGUACCCCAAGGUCAAGGAGGAGGGGUGGUGGCUGAUCCUCGGCGACAGGAACAACCGCGAGCUCCUCUCGCUCAAGCGCGUCGGGUUUGGGCAGAGCGCGAGGGCCAAGCUGGCGGUGGACCGGUCCGCAAACGCCGUCUUCGAACCGGACCUUCACGUGUACCUCAUCAGCGACUGCUACGUGGGACUCGACCAGGAGGUGGAGGUUGCGAGGGGUGCCGGGGCGGUGGGUGCGGAGGAUGCGGGGGAUACGGGGGAUACGGAUGACGAGCAAGGGUUCUGGCUCUCACCGGAGCAAGUCGCGGCGAGACUCGCGGCGAGGGCGACGGAGAGGGCGACGGAGGAUACCGAUUCGGACGAGGACUUUUGGGAGAUGCCCGCCGCCGCCGCGCCGGCGGGGGAGAGAUACUCGGCGGUUAUGGCGGCGAAGAUGCCCGUGGAGGAGGACCCGUUCUUCUGGGAGAACGAGCGCGAGUAUCUGGACGCAAAGUAG
Messenger RNA from Micromonas commoda, 5706 nucleotides. RefSeq lists its product with no specific name. NCBI's taxonomy places the organism in Eukaryota, Viridiplantae, Chlorophyta, Mamiellophyceae, Mamiellales, Mamiellaceae. The transcript has a single exon. Bases 1 to 5706 code for a protein of 1901 amino acids. The record is from RefSeq and is a predicted model, not a curated record. Gene Ontology annotation, molecular function: ATP hydrolysis activity; ATP binding; nucleic acid binding.